Molecule: messenger RNA, 1518 nt
Organism: Kwoniella mangroviensis CBS 8507
Lineage: Eukaryota; Fungi; Basidiomycota; Tremellomycetes; Tremellales; Cryptococcaceae
Exons: 22
Coding region: 1-1518 (505 amino acids)
Biological process (GO): carbohydrate metabolic process
Molecular function (GO): calcium ion binding; hydrolase activity, hydrolyzing O-glycosyl compounds
Source: RefSeq, a predicted model, not a curated record
AUGGCUCAUCACGCAAACGAAGAUGCGAGGGGCAAACCAGGUAAUUAUACUAUGAUGCAGUACUUUGAGUGGUAUUGCCCCUCUGGAGGUGUACAUUGGAAGAAAUAUGCGGAUGAUGCAGAACACCUAGCUGAUAUUGGUAUAACCGCUUGUUGGUUACCUCCCCCUACGAAAGGAUCAAGUCCUGAAGGCACAGGAUAUGAUGUCUACGAUCUUUGGGAUUUGGGCGAAUUCGACCAGAAAGGAAGUAAACCCACUAAAUGGGGAUCUAAAGAGGAUUUGUUGGAUGCUAUAAGGAAAGCAAAAGACAAUGGUAUAAUCAGUUAUAUCGACGCGGUAUUAAACCAUAAAGCCGGAGCAGAUGAUAAAGAAGAAUUCCUCGCUACGAUGGUUGAUCAAAAUGAUAGGAAUAAGUUAGUUGGCGAGAUGCACAACAUCGAAGGAUGGACCAAAUUUACAUUCCCCGGUCGAGGUGAUACUUAUUCCCCACUGAAAUGGAAUUAUAAUCAUUUCACAGGGGUGGAUUAUGAUGCUAAGACGGAGACUAAAGCUAUCUUCAAGAUCCAAGGUGAUGGUAAGGGCUGGGCUGAAGAUGUUGACGAUGAGAAUGGUUCAUAUGAUUAUCUUAUGUUUGCCGACAUCGACCACAAUCAUCCCGAAAUAGAGCAAGAGCUAUAUAAAUGGGGUGAUUGGAUCUUGAAAGAGACUGGAGCAUAUGGAUUCAGAUUCGAUGCUGUCAAACAUAUUUCCCAAUCGUUCAUUGGAGAAUUUGUCAAACAUGUUAGAUCCUCAGAAGGAGGUAAAGCAAAAGCUUUCUGUGUAGGAGAAUUCUGGCAUGAUUCCGUCGAUGCCCUUGUCGAGUAUGUCGAGGGACUCGGAACGCAAUUCUCAUGCUUCGAUUCUUGUCUUCAAGAUAACUUCCAUACCGCAGGCGAAGAAAGAGAGAAUUACGAUCUCCGACAGAUCUUUGAUAAUACCCUUGUGCAAAGAAGACCUAUCGAUGCAGUCACUCUGGUUGACAAUCACGAUACGCAAGUCGGACAAUCGCUUCAAAGAUGGGUAUCGUCAGCCUUCAAACCUUUGGCAUAUGCGUUGAUUCUCCUGCGGGUUGAUGGCUAUCCAUGCGUAUUCUACGGCGAUCUGUACGGUACAGGAGGUGAUAAUCCCCAACAACCCGUUGCUCAACUUGAAGAUAUCAUCAGAGCCAGAAAGCUAUUCGCUUAUGGAGAAUUGAACGAUUACUGGGAUCAUCCCAACUGCGUCGCUUGGUUACGAAAAGGUGACGAAGAACACGAUGGCUGUGUGGUAGUGAUCUGUAAUGGAAAAGAAGAUGGAUCCAAGAAGAUUUCAGUUGGAAAAGAACAUUCCGGUGAGAAAUGGACGGAUGUCAUGGGUUGGCACCAGGGUGAAGUAACUAUUGAUGAUGAGGGAUGGGCAGAGUUCUUCUCCCCUCCUGAGAGUAUCUCAAUUUGGACUAAGGUUGAUGCGAGAGGUAGAGAAGAGUUCAAGAAAGAUUAG